AAGCACAGGCUGGAGUGACAGGACUCCUCUUAGGGUCCCUCUGCUGGCUAAGCUUUCCCUGGGCCUGAGGGGGGAAAUAGGCGGGGCCUUUUCUCCUCCGUUCCAGCUUCCAUGGAAACUCACAGGCUUCCCACCCAGCGGCGGCUCCCAGCCAGGGCCUCAUCCGGCUGCCAGCCUCUCUUCCCUGACCACAGGCCGCUCCAGCCUAGCCUUCACUGGGCCCUUCCCCAGGUUUGCCCCUAUCCCUGAGCCCCUGGCCUCUGAUGCCUUCCUCCUUCAGGAACCUGGGCCUCAAGCGCUCAUCCCAGCACACAGGCUUCCAGCUCCUGCCUUUCUGUCUCAGGCCUUUGUAGCCUCUUCCCAGUUCUAGGGCCUGGCCAGGCCUCCUAGGCCUGCCCUCUACCCCACCCAUGGAGGGCCCUGGACUGGUGGUACGUGGUGAGGCUGUGCCUUUUUCCACAGCUCUCCGAAGCCUCAUCAACAACCCCUGGUACAGUGAUGUUCGCUUUGUGGUUGGUCAGGAACGGCAGGAGAUAUUUGCCCACCGGUGUUUGUUGGCCUGUAGAUGCAGCUUCUUCCAGCGACUUCUGGGCUCAGAGCCAGCCUCCAGGGUGGAGAGUCCAGUAGUGCUAAGCACCGUGCCAGCUGAGGCCUUCCUGGCAGUGCUGGAGUUCCUGUACACCAACAGUGUCAAGCUGUACCGUCACUCUGUGCUGGAGGUGCUGACAGCGGCUGUGGAGUAUGGGCUAGAGGAACUGAGAGAGCUGUGCCUGGAGUUUGUGGUGAAGGUGCUGGAUGUGGAGUUGGUUUGUGAGGCCCUGCAGGUGGCUGUAACCUUUGGCCUGGGGCCGCUGCAAGAGUACUGCAUAGCCUUCAUAGAGGCCCACAGUCAGGAGGCGCUCCGGACCCGAGGCUUUCUGGAACUGUCUGCGCCCGCGCUGCUGCUCCUGCUGCGCAGCGACAUGCUCUGCGUGGACGAGGCUGAGCUGGUGCGGGCGGCCAGGAGCUGGGCACGAGUGGGCGCGGUGAGCUGGGCAAAAGGAGCAAAGAACGCUGAAGGAGGUGCUGGCUACGGGAGCCUGGCGAGUGGGUGGCGCUGGGCUCAGGGCUGGCGUUUGCAGGCGGUGCUGGAGCGGCCUCUGGCCGAGGUGGCGGCCCCAGUGGUGAGAGAGCUGAGACUGGCUUUGUUGGCCCCGGCGGAGCUGAGUGCCUUGGAAGAGCAGAACCGGAGGGAACCGCUCAUCCCGGUGCGCACGCGGGGCACAGCCAGUGGAGCAGAUCGUGGACGCGUGGAAGUGCCAUGCCUUGCGGAGAGGGGAUGAGGCUCGAGGCACCCCUUGUCGCCGCCGGAGGGGCACCGUGGCCCGGGGGCAUCACCGCUUUCUGGACCUGCCCUUCCAGUAACCCUACGCCAGGACUUUGGAGGAAUCCCGAGUCUGCCUAAAACUACAUCUCCCAAUAAGCUCGGCGCUCGGAGAGAACUGCCGCUCCCAGCAUGCUCCACGAGCUGGGAGCCGGAAAAGCCGUUUUCUGCCGAGCGCGGCGGCCUGAGUGUGGUUUAUAGGGCGGGGCGGAACCGGCAGACUAGGAGGUGGUCUUCGCUCCACGCACUAACUGUGGACGUUUUCGUUCACCAGUCUACUCUGAUGACGCCCACAUAUCUAUUCAACUCAGCUCUCUUGGUUCCAGAUAUGCCUCCUGGAGAUCUCUCCCUGAGUGCCCCACAGACACCCCCGUCUCAGUAGCUUAGUGCAAAAAUGAGCUCCUCUUCUUUACCCAGCUACGCCCCCAUCGUAUUGCUUAUUUAAGUGAUUACGCACGCCAGAAACCUGGAUUGCUUCCUUUCCUUAUCUCUCCUCGCACUUGCCUCAGGUUGCUUCUUUCUAAGGGACCUUUCUGGUUGGUUUAGUUUUCUCAGCCUAUCCUGUCUGUCAAGUCUUAUUAAUCUGUCUUCAGUCCAUGCACCCUGUAUUUCCCACACUAUAGCCACAGCCGAGCUCUCUGUUCUACUUCCAGUAUUAAUUCCCCCAACAUCCUCGUUGCUCUCCAGGACAAAAUACAAUCUAUUUCACUUUCAAGGCACUCAAAACUACUAGUGGUUCUCAAACACUACUUUGGAUAAAUUCCCUCAUCCUAGAGGUAUUAGUUUUCCAGCUCCAGAUUUACUUCUCUGCUACCUUUCAUUAAUCAUACAUCUUUCUCCCUGGAGAAAAGAUUACUGGGUCCUAAGUGGUGCCUUAUUCAUUUCUGCUUCCUCAGUGGAUCAGUUCUAUCUGCAGAGGAAGUGAAUGACUAUUUAUUUAAAUGCCACUUGAUUCCAUGGAGUUUUAGAGAAUCUGUAGAACAAGAUAGUAUCAAUCUAAAAUAAGAGACACUUGACUAUUUAGGAGAAAGUAAAGUUAGAUUUCUAUCUUAGGGACUUUUAAAGCAAUCUGCAAUGUAUUUUUUUUUUUGCGGUUUUUGGCCAUGGUUGGGUUUGAAUCUGCCACCUCCUGUAUAUGGGGCUGGUGCCCUACUCCUUGAGCCACAGGUGCCACCCCUGCAAUGUAUUUUUGUAUAGAUAAUUGGCAUUCUCCCUCAGGAAUGAAAAAGUGAUUACCAGGUAGCACCACUGCAGGGCAACAUUGUUGGGAAUAUGAAAAUAUAUGUCCAUUUAUUAGAGGGCUGGUUAUUAACUAUGGUAUAUUUUGAUAAUCAUCUUUGGUGAAAAAAAGCACAGUACAGAUCGAAUACACCAUGACUUAUUUUGUUAAAGAAAAGAUAGCAUAGUAAAAGAAAAAAGAAAAGAUAGCAUAGUGAUUGUGUGUUUUCUGGAGCCAGGAUGCUUGCAUUUGAAUCCCAGCCCCACUACAUACUGGCUUUGUUACUUGAGUUAGGAUACUUAGUUUUUAUAUUCCUUAGUUUCCUUAUUUAUAAGAUGGAGAUAAUAAUAGAAUUUAUUUAGUAGGAUUGAUAAGAAGAUGAAAUUAGUUAAUUAAAAAAAAAUUUUUUUAGGGCAGAGUAUCACUCUGUUGCCCCAGGCUACAGUGCCCUGGCAUCAUAGGUCACAGCAACCUUAAACUCCUGAGUACAAGUGAUCCUCUUGCCUCAGCCUCCCUAGUAGCUGGGACUACAGGCACCUGCCACAACACCUAGCUGGUUUUUCUAUUUUUAGUAGAGAUAGGAUCUUGCUCUAGUUCAGGCUGGUCCGGAAGUCCUGAGCUCAAGCAAUCCACCUGCCUUAGCCUCCCAGAGUGCUAGGGUUACAAGCAUGAGCCACUGCGACUGGCUGAAAUAAUUUUGUAAAAUACUUAGACCUGCAGCUGGGUGCAGUGGCUUACACCUAUAGUCCCAGCUACUGGGGAGGAUCACUUUAGUCAAGAGUUCAAGACGACCUUGGGCAAAAUAGUGAGACCCCAGUCUUUCCAAAAAACAAAAUGUAGCAGGACUGAUUAAACACUAUGUAUGUGUUGGUGGCGCCCGUAACUUAGUAGGUAGGGUGCCGGCCACAUACACCAAGGCUCGUGGGUUCAAACCCCACCCCGGCCUGCUAAAAAAACUAUGACAACUGAAACAAACAAAAAUGGCCAGCUACUUGGGAGGCUGAGGCAAGAGAAUUGCUUAAGCCCAAGAGUUGGAGGUUGUGUGAGCUGUGACACCAUGGCACUCUACUCAGGGUGGCAGCCAGAGACUCUGUCUCAAAAACAAAAACAAAAACAAACCCCACGCCCCCACUAUGUGUUUAGAAAAUAAACACAUUCAGGCAAUGCCUAUGGCUCAGUGGAUAGGGCGCUGGCACCAUAUACCGAGGGUGGCGGGUUUAAACUCGGUGCUGGCCACACUGCAACAAAAAAAUAGCCGGGCAUUCUGGCAGGUACCUAUAGUCCCAGCUACUUGGGAGGCUGAGGGAAGAGAAUCGCCUAUGCCCAGGAAGGAGUUGAUGGUUGCUGUGAGCUGUGAUGCAAUGGCACUCUACCAAGGGCCAUAAAGUGAGACUCUGUAUCUAAAAAAGGGUGGCGCCUGUGGCUCAGUGAGUGGGGUGCCGGCCCCAUAUGCCGAGGGUGGUGGGUUCAAACCCAGCCCCGGCCAAACUGCAACAAAAAAACAGCCGGGCGUUGUGGCGGGUACCUGUAGUCCCCCCUGCUCGGGAGGCUGAGGCAAGAGAAUCAUGUAAGCCCAAGAGCUGGAGGUUGCUGUGAGCCGUGUGAUGCCACGGCACUCUACCGAGGGCAAUAAAGUGAGACUCUGUCUCUACCAAAAAAAAAAAAAUAAAAUAAAAUAAAAAAAGAAAGAAAAUAAACACAUUCAUUUGUUACAUAAGUAUUCAUUGAGUGUGCCAGAUGUAGAUUUAGGGUUAUGGAAUAUAUCAGAGAAUAAGUCAAGUUUUUGCUUGAUGUAGCUUAUAUUCUAGGAGCAGGAACAUAUGUAAAUAAAUAAUUUCAGGGUGGCACCUGUGGCUGAAAGGAGUGGGGCGCCAGCCCCAUAUACUGGAGGUAGUGGGUUCAAACCCAGCCCUGGCCAAAAAAACAAACAAACAAACAAAAAAACUGCAAAAUAAAUAAAUAAAUAAUUUCAGGGAGUAGUUUGUACUAUCAAGAAAAGUAAAGCAGCCAGGGACAAUGGCUCCUGCCUGUAAUCCCAGCACUCUGGGAGGCUGAGGCAGGUGGAUUGCUUAAGCUGCUCAGGAGCUCCAGACCAGCCUAAGCUACAGAGAGACUCUGUUUUCUAAAAACAGAAAAACUAGCUGAGUGUUGCUGUGGGUGCCCGUAGUCCCAGCUACUCGGGAGGGUGAGGCAGGUAUAUCUCUUGAGCCUAAGAAUUUGAGAUUGCUGUGAGCUAUGAUGCCAUUGCAUGCUACCCAAGGUGAAAAAGUGACCCUCUGUCUCGAAAAAUAAAUAAAUAAUAUAAAUAAAAUUUAAAAAGUGGGGAGUCACUACUAACAGGGUUUUUUUUGUUUGUUUGGUAGAGACAGAGUCUCACUUUGUCGCCCUUGGUAGAGUGCCAUGGCUUCACACUGCUCACAGCAACCUCCAACUCCUGGGCUUAGGCCAUUCUCUUGCCUCAGCUUCCGGAGUAGCUGGGACUAUAGGCACCCACCACAACGCCCAGUUAUUUUUGUUGUUGCAGUUUGGCGGGGUUGGGUUUGAACCUGCCACACCACCCUCGGUAUAUGGGGCCGACGCCCUACCCACUGAGUACAGGCACCGCCAGUUUGUUUUUUAAAGACUAAGUCUUCCUCUGUUGCCUGGAUUAGAGUGCAGUUGCAUCAUCAUAGCUCACUGCAACCUCAAACUCCUGGGCUGAAGCGAUCCUCCCAGCCUCAGAUUGCCCAGUAGCUGGGACUACAGGUGGGCACUACCAUACCGGGAUGAUUUUUAAGAACCUUUUGUGAAGAUGGGGGUCAUACUCUUGUUCAGGCUGAUCUUGAACUUCUGGCCUUAAUCUUUCCAACUCAGUCUCCCAAAGUGUUAGGAUUAUAGGUGUGAGCCACUGUGCCCCAACCUUUGCUAAUAGCUGUUGUUGGGGAUGGAACUAGGGAGCCACGCAGGAGAUAGAAAAACUGCCAUAGUUUGUUUUCUUUCUUUUUUUUUCUGAGACAGUGUUUUAUUAUGUUGCCCUUGGUAGAGUGCCGUGGCGUCACAGCUGCAGCAAUCUCCAACUCUUGGACUUAAGCAAUUCUCUUGCUUCAGCCUCCCAAGCAGCUGGGACAACAGGUGCCCACCACAAAGCCCAGCUAUUUUUUUUUGUUGUAGUUGUCAUUGUUGUUUAGCAGGCCUGGCCGGGUUUGAACCCACCAGCCCUGGUGUAUGUGCCCGGUGCCCUAACCACUGAGCUAUGGAUGCCGAGCUGUUUUUUUUUUUUUUUUUUGUAGAGACAGAGUCUCACCUUACUGCCCUUGGUAGAGUGCCAUGAUGUCACAGGACUCACAGCAACCUCUAGCCUUUGGGCCUACGCGACUCUCUUGCCUCAGCCUCCCGAGCAGCUGGGAC
Molecule: messenger RNA, 5969 nt
Organism: Nycticebus coucang (slow loris)
Lineage: Eukaryota; Metazoa; Chordata; Mammalia; Primates; Lorisidae
Gene: BTBD19
Product: BTB domain containing 19
Exons: 7
Coding region: 411-1322 (303 amino acids)
Molecular function (GO): protein binding
Source: RefSeq, a predicted model, not a curated record